AAAACAGGUUUGUGUGUCAUAAACUCAUAGUACGAAUACAAUUCCAACACACACACACACACCUAUAUAUACAAAUACACACCUCACAGAUUUCAAUCCCCAAACCCACACUCCUCUUCAAUUCGAUUCAGUUAGAAUUUCAAUUCCCAUGGCGGAUUCAAAAUCUGGAAACGAUGACCACAAAACUAAUGAAGAAAACCCUAGUUUCAAUUCCUCCCCAGCUGCUGCCGAUUCUAACCAAGUCGCUGCGAUGAACACCGGGGAAGAUAAUAGUAUUAGUAACAAUAACCAAGGGAGACAGAGUAGAACUCCGUUCACCGACCUUAGUCAGGUCGAUGCUGAUCUCGCUCUUGCUCGUACUUUACAGGAACAGGAAAGGGCCUAUAUGAUGCUUACAAUGAAUGCAGAUGUAAGUGAUUAUGGAAGGUGGGAGGCUGCGGAUCAUGAUCUUGAUGAUGUUAGUGAAGAUGAGUAUGAAGGUUCUGAUGGAGGUGAUGAUCAUGAGCAUGACCUUGACCAUGAAUCUGAAGAUUAUGAUGAUGAAGAAGAUGCAUUUGAUGUGCAUGCUCAUGAAGAUGGAGAUCAUGAUAACAAUCCUAUUACUGAAUUAAAUCCUGCUGAUUUUCCAAAUGAUGAGGCCUAUGCAAGAGCCCUACAAGAUGCUGAAGAUCGUGAAAUGGCUUCUAGAUUGCUUGCACUUUCUGGGAUAAGCGGGAUGGUAGCAAGCGAAUCUGAGGAGCUAGAAGAUCAUGGUCAUGAUUCUCAGGAUGCUUGGGAGGAGGUUGAUCCAGAUGAAUUAUCAUAUGAGGAAUUAAUUGCACUAGGUGAUGUUGUUGGAACUGAGAGUAGAGGGUUGUCUGCUGAUACAAUAGCCUCUUUGCCUUCAAAGAGUUUCAAGAUGCAGAACAAUCAAGAAGAAAACAUUGAAUCGUGUGUAAUUUGCCGGCUGGACUACGAAGAGGGUGAAACAUUGACUGUGCUUGGUUGUAAGCAUUCAUACCAUCAGGAGUGCAUAAAUAAUUGGUUAUGCAUAAAUAAGGUUUGCCCCGUUUGUAGCGCUGAGGUCUCUACAACAGGAAACAGUUAGCAGAUGUCUGGAUGGUGAUCUGCUACAAUUUACUAAAUCUAUGGUGUAACAUUGGCAGACCACAGAAGUACUAAGCUAGAUCUUGUUUAAAUUAUCGUGCUUCUGUUAGAGUAAAGACUGUACAUUUCCGUUUUUGGAUGCAUUUGGCACUGCCCAAUUCAAUCAUUCUCAGACUUUGGAAUUGUCCGAAGUGAUUUGUUGUUCAUUACAUUAUCUAUGGUUUGAUUUCAUUUUUUAUAUUA
Daucus carota subsp. sativus is the source of this 1329-nucleotide messenger RNA. Its product is annotated as E3 ubiquitin ligase BIG BROTHER-related-like. The transcript has 7 exons. The record is from RefSeq and is a predicted model, not a curated record. NCBI's taxonomy places the organism in Eukaryota, Viridiplantae, Streptophyta, Magnoliopsida, Apiales, Apiaceae. Bases 149 to 1087 code for a protein of 312 amino acids.